Molecule: messenger RNA, 1482 nt
Organism: Vigna umbellata (rice bean)
Lineage: Eukaryota; Viridiplantae; Streptophyta; Magnoliopsida; Fabales; Fabaceae
Source: RefSeq, a predicted model, not a curated record
AUGUGGGAGGUUCUUGAGGUGACGCAUGAAGGCACAGACGAAGUGAAACGGGCUAGGAAAAACUCCCUUGUACAAGAGUAUGAAUUAUUCAGGAUGAAAGCUGGCUUUGGACACUCUGAGGAUGACAGUGAUAGUGAUUUCGAGAAUGAACCAAUAGAGGAUAAUGAAAAGCUUAAAAAUGAAUUACAAGCUGCAUUACAAUCUGCUAAAGCGAAUGUUAAAUUUGAAAUAAAGGUUGUUGAAAAGAAUUGUGAUAACUAUCUAGUACACCUUGAGAAAAUUGAUUACUUAACCAGCACAUUAGCUAAAUUUACACAAGGUAAAGAAAAUUUAGAUGUUGUGUUAAGAUCAUCUGGAAGGGUAAUCAAUAGGCAAGGUAUUGGCUACAAAGCAAAGAGUAAUAGGAUUAAUUCAAAGAAGUUUAUUGAUCUUAGUAAGCCUAUUACUAAUGCUUGUUUUUACUACAACAACAUUGGUCACAAUGUUAGAAACUGCUAUUACAGAAAUGUUGGAGUUCCAAAGGGAAAAUUCAAAUGGAUUCCUAAGGAAUUACCUCCUGCAACUGACAAGAUAGGACCCAAGUUCAAAUGGUUCAUCACAAAGGAAGAGAGUAAAAACCUUGGGACCAAAAACAUGAGCAGACCAUCGCAACUAGAAGGUUGGAUUAGCAACGAUGAAUCUCAAUCCAAAUUUCUCGACUGUUGGAAGAUGAGAAAGUUAACCACACAUAAAUUCCUGAAACUCAGCUUUUUCAGAAGUGAAGGCUUUCUGUUUCAAAACUGGUUGAAACGUCAAGGUGUGAGGAAAUUUGUUGAAAUGGCUGACCCUUGGUAUCGUGAACUGGUGAAAGUUUUCUACUACAAUCUUUGGAUUAGUGAAGGAACUUUAUGCUCAAGGGUCCAAGGAGUUCACAUCAAACUUAUAGAUGACAUUUGGACUAAUAUAGCUGGUUUAAAACUAGGAGGAGAAAGGUGUCAUAUGGGCAUGGAAGGUUUUCAUAAAUUCUCUGUAUAUCAGGAUAGCUUGAGAAAUCCUGAGGAAGUCCGAGAUUACUCCCAUUACAAAACUGGUGGAAUGAAGAAAGAUGAUAGACUAGCUGUUUUUGUUAUUUCUUGGAUAUUAAUGCCUAUAGGAAGCAAUCAUGCACAAGCCACCACUGAAGACUUGUAUUUGCUGAAAGCGUUCAAAGAAAACAUCCAGGUGAACUGGCCUAUAGCUGUAUCGGACAAUAUGUUGAAGGUAACCAGACUCGAAUCAACAACGUUGCCUUAUUGUGUAUUCAUCUCUAAGGUUCUAAUUCAUUUAGGAGUUGACUCCAUUGGUGAGUCAAGUGAGUCCUACAGCAGAACAAGUCUGAUUAACAAGUUUGUUCUACAUAAGAUGGGCAUGCAACAUACUCCAAAUGGUUGGUUGUUCAAGAAUGAAGUUGCUGAAGAAGAUGAAGAGGCAGGAGGAUCUUCAUCAAUACAGGGCUCGGUCUGA